Molecule: messenger RNA, 1620 nt
Organism: Benincasa hispida (wax gourd)
Lineage: Eukaryota; Viridiplantae; Streptophyta; Magnoliopsida; Cucurbitales; Cucurbitaceae
Gene: ATCES1
Product: Alkaline phytoceramidase (aPHC)
Biological process (GO): autophagy; defense response to other organism; response to salt stress
Cellular component (GO): membrane
Molecular function (GO): hydrolase activity, acting on carbon-nitrogen (but not peptide) bonds, in linear amides
Source: RefSeq, a predicted model, not a curated record
AUGAACACGAAGUACGAACGAACGGUCAAAGGAAAGGGGGAGGAUUCACAUUCGAUGACGAAGAAUUGAACAAAAGUAUAUAAAUCAAUUUCAGAAAAGAGGGAGAAAAACUAUUUUUAAAUUCCAAGCUCCAUUAAAAGAAAUUAGCAGCUGCUGGUCUUCGUCCCCCUUCUUCCUUUGAAGGCGAAGACAAAUUAUCCGCCGUCAUCCGUUUCCCGGUCAAAUCUGAGAAUGAACACCAACAACAAACUCGUCUUCAUCAGCUAAAACGGGCUACCCCAAUCCAGGAAAUGGGUAUGCAAUCUGGGAUCUGCUUCUGCUGUUCUACAUUUUGGGUUGUGAGUGGAUUAACGCCUUAAAUGGAAUCCAUGACAUUUUGAUAUAGGAGUAUUGUUAAUUAGAGCCAUUUUUAGGAUAUAGGAUGAAAAUGAAUUGUGGUUUGUAUAUUCAGUUGUAUCAAAAUCUGAGAGAACCUGGUGAGCCAAUAUAUUCCAAGUAGUAGAACAUUUAGCUCGUUUUGUUCAGGCACUUGGUUUAGUAUUUGAUGAUUAUAUCAAAACCUUCUACUUCAGGAUCUUUUGGUGAAUAUUAACAAUUAUCUAAGGCGACGUGGUUGAGGAUGGCCGAUGGAAUAUCAAGUUUCUGGGGUCCUGUCACAUCUACAACAGAGUGCUGCGAGAAGAAUUAUGCUUCUUCUUCUUAUAUUGCUGAGUUUUAUAACACAGUGUCAAACAUCCCAACCAUUCUUUUGGCUCUGAUCGGUCUCACAAAUGCCUUGCGACAGCGUUUCGAGAAGAGAUUUAGUGUACUUCAUAUAUCAAAUAUGAUACUGGCCAUUGGUAGUAUGUUCUACCACGCCACAUUGCAAAAAGUGCAACAGCAAGGUGAUGAAACACCAAUGAUCUGGGAGAUGCUUCUUUACAUGUACAUUCUCUAUUCACCAGAUUGGCAUUACCGAAGUACGAUGCCAACAUUUCUCUUCCUGUAUGGAGCCAUGUUCGCCGUGGCUCACUCGAUUCUUCGUUAUGACAUUGGUUUCAAGGUGCAUUAUGUGAUUCUCUGUCUCCUAUGCAUGCCUCGGAUGUACAAAUAUUAUAUAUAUACAAAAGAUGCCUCGGCUAAACGACUAGCGAGGCUGUACUCGUUGACUCUUCUCUUAGGCAUUUUCUGUUGGGUUAUGGAUCAAGGUUUCUGUGAGAAGAUAUCACAUUGGAUUAUCAAUCCUCAAGGACAUGCCCUGUGGCAUGUAAUCAUGGGUUUGAGUUCCUAUUAUGCAAACACAUUCUUAAUGUUUUGCCGGGCGCAGCAAAGAGGAUGGGCCCCUAAAGUACUUCAUUUAAUGGGAGUUCUCCCCUACGUGAAGAUUGAGAAACCAAAAACCCAGUAAGAAGACAGGAAUGUGAAGACAGACAAAUUUUGACCUAUGUUGAGUGUUUCCAUGGAGGUAGACAGAGAGAUUUUUUUUUUUUUUUUUUUUUAAAAAAAGCAAUCUUUUUGGCAAUGUUGUUUCUUUUCCAAUUUUCAUUAAGGAAUUAAUAGAAACUUAGAUUUUUGUAACAGCAUUUACGUAUUUUUGUUGAUUGACAUGAGGCAUGAUUCUUGAGGAUUUAUCGUCAAAAA